This is a messenger RNA of Gorilla gorilla gorilla (western lowland gorilla), 3358 nucleotides long. It is a transcript of the gene ACTN2, whose product is annotated as actinin alpha 2. Gene Ontology annotation, molecular function: protein binding; calcium ion binding. Bases 256 to 2940 code for a protein of 894 amino acids. NCBI's taxonomy places the organism in Eukaryota, Metazoa, Chordata, Mammalia, Primates, Hominidae. The transcript is spliced from 21 exons. The record is from RefSeq and is a predicted model, not a curated record.
CGGCGGGGGCGCGGCCGGGCGGCCACGUGACGGGCGGCGCGGCUAUUAAGCCGCGCGGCAGCUGCUCGCAGCCGGAGCUGGUGCUUCGCCCGAGACCCAGCGCCCAGGCGUGUCACCCCGAGAGGAGCCGCGCGAAGGUCACCCCGCGCCCGCCGCCCGCCGCCCGCCGCCCGCCGCCUCCGUGGGUCCGUUUGCCAGUCAGCCAGUGCGUCCGAGCCCCUCGCGCCCCGCCGCAGCCCCGGCCAACCGAGCGCCAUGAACCAGAUAGAGCCCGGCGUGCAGUACAACUACGUGUACGAUGAGGAUGAGUACAUGAUCCAGGAGGAGGAGUGGGACCGCGACCUGCUCCUGGACCCAGCCUGGGAGAAGCAGCAGAGGAAGACCUUCACUGCCUGGUGUAACUCCCACCUAAGGAAAGCCGGCACCCAGAUUGAGAACAUCGAGGAAGACUUCAGGAAUGGCCUUAAGCUCAUGCUGCUUUUGGAAGUCAUCUCAGGGGAAAGGCUGCCCAAACCUGACCGGGGAAAAAUGCGGUUCCACAAAAUUGCUAAUGUCAACAAAGCUUUGGAUUACAUAGCCAGCAAAGGGGUGAAACUGGUGUCCAUCGGCGCUGAAGAAAUUGUUGAUGGCAACGUGAAAAUGACCCUGGGUAUGAUCUGGACCAUCAUCCUUCGCUUUGCUAUUCAGGAUAUUUCGGUUGAAGAAACAUCUGCCAAAGAAGGUCUGCUGCUUUGGUGUCAGAGGAAAACUGCUCCUUAUAGAAAUGUGAACAUUCAGAACUUCCAUACUAGCUGGAAAGAUGGCCUUGGACUCUGUGCCCUCAUCCACCGACACCGGCCUGACCUCAUUGACUACUCAAAGCUUAACAAGGAUGACCCCAUAGGAAAUAUUAACCUGGCUAUGGAAAUCGCUGAGAAGCACCUGGAUAUUCCUAAAAUGUUGGAUGCUGAAGAUUUAGUAUACACUGCCAGACCCGAUGAAAGAGCCAUAAUGACUUAUGUUUCCUGUUACUAUCAUGCUUUUGCUGGUGCACAGAAGGCCGAGACAGCGGCUAACAGGAUAUGUAAGGUUCUUGCUGUGAAUCAAGAGAAUGAGAGGCUGAUGGAAGAAUAUGAGAGGCUAGCGAGUGAGCUUUUGGAAUGGAUUCGUCGCACAAUCCCCUGGCUGGAGAACCGGACUCCCGAGAAGACCAUGCAAGCCAUGCAGAAGAAGCUGGAGGACUUCCGGGAUUACCGCCGGAAGCACAAGCCACCCAAGGUGCAGGAGAAAUGCCAGCUGGAGAUCAACUUCAACACGCUGCAGACCAAGCUGCGGAUCAGCAACCGGCCUGCCUUCAUGCCCUCCGAGGGCAAGAUGGUGUCGGAUAUUGCUGGUGCCUGGCAGAGGCUGGAGCAGGCUGAGAAGGGUUACGAGGAGUGGUUGCUCAAUGAGAUUCGGAGACUGGAGCGCUUGGAACACCUGGCUGAGAAGUUCAGGCAGAAGGCCUCAACGCACGAGACUUGGGCUUAUGGCAAAGAGCAGAUCUUGCUGCAGAAGGAUUACGAGUCGGCGUCGCUGACAGAGGUGCGGGCUCUGCUGCGGAAGCACGAGGCGUUCGAGAGCGACCUGGCAGCGCACCAGGACCGCGUGGAGCAGAUCGCAGCCAUCGCGCAGGAGCUCAAUGAACUGGACUAUCACGAUGCUGUGAAUGUCAAUGAUCGGUGCCAGAAAAUUUGUGACCAGUGGGACCGACUGGGAACGCUUACUCAGAAGAGGAGAGAAGCCCUGGAGAGAAUGGAGAAAUUGCUAGAAACCAUUGAUCAGCUUCACCUGGAGUUUGCCAAGAGGGCUGCUCCUUUCAACAAUUGGAUGGAGGGCGCUAUGGAGGAUCUGCAAGAUAUGUUCAUUGUCCACAGCAUUGAGGAGAUCCAGAGUCUGAUCACUGCGCAUGAGCAGUUCAAGGCCACGCUGCCCGAGGCGGACGGAGAGCGGCAGUCCAUCAUGGCCAUCCAGAACGAGGUGGAGAAGGUGAUUCAGAGCUACAACAUCAGAAUCAGCUCAAGCAACCCGUACAGCACUGUCACCAUGGAUGAGCUCCGGACCAAGUGGGACAAGGUGAAGCAACUCGUGCCCAUCCGUGAUCAGUCCCUGCAGGAGGAGCUGGCUCGCCAGCAUGCUAACGAGCGUCUGAGGCGCCAGUUUGCUGCACAAGCCAAUGCCAUUGGGCCCUGGAUCCAGAACAAGAUGGAGGAGAUUGCCCGGAGCUCCAUCCAGAUCACAGGAGCCCUGGAAGACCAGAUGAAUCAGCUGAAGCAGUAUGAGCACAACAUCAUCAACUACAAGAACAACAUCGACAAGCUGGAGGGAGACCAUCAGCUCAUCCAGGAGGCCCUUGUCUUUGACAACAAGCACACGAACUACACGAUGGAGCACAUUCGUGUUGGAUGGGAGCUGCUGCUGACAACCAUCGCCAGAACCAUCAAUGAGGUGGAGACUCAGAUCCUGACGAGAGACGCGAAAGGCAUCACCCAGGAGCAGAUGAAUGAGUUCAGAGCCUCCUUCAACCACUUUGACAGGAGGAAGAAUGGCCUGAUGGAUCAUGAGGAUUUCAGAGCCUGCCUGAUUUCCAUGGGUUAUGACCUGGGUGAAGCCGAAUUUGCCCGCAUUAUGACCCUGGUAGAUCCCAACGGGCAAGGCACUGUCACCUUCCAAUCCUUCAUCGACUUCAUGACUAGAGAGACGGCUGACACUGACACUGCCGAGCAGGUCAUCGCCUCCUUCCGGAUCCUGGCUUCUGAUAAGCCAUACAUCCUGGCAGAGGAGCUGCGUCGGGAGCUGCCCCCGGAUCAGGCCCAGUACUGCAUCAAGAGGAUGCCCGCCUACUCAGGCCCAGGCAGUGUGCCUGGCGCCCUGGAUUACACUGCGUUCUCUUCCGCACUCUACGGGGAGAGCGAUCUGUGAUGCUGAGCUUCUGUAAUCACUCAUCCCAUCAGUAUGCAAUAAAAGCGGAAGUCACAGUUUGUUUCCUGGAAACUUUGACAAGCUUUAUUAAGUUGAGAGAGAGAGAGGGGAAAAAAAAAAAGCCUUUCGUAGUUCAGUAAUUGCCAGCAAUAUAACACGGCUAAAAUGAAGUUUCUACAGUAUAUGACAUAGUGCGCUUCAUAAAUAGGUUUAUUUCUGAGUUUUUAGCAAAAUGUAAUGAAAUAUCAGGUUGAUUUCUUUGAUUAAACAGAACAAAUUACUUGAGUAAUAGGAAAUUAGGAGGAUCUAGGGACAGAAGGAAAGUGAAAAAUGUGAAAAUACAAAAUACCCAAGAUUUAAGACCGGGGGGGGGAAAAACCCACAAAUUGGUAAAUAAAGGUUUGCUAUUUGUAAAAAA